Messenger RNA from Alternaria rosae, 1713 nucleotides. RefSeq lists its product as uncharacterized. The record is from RefSeq and is a predicted model, not a curated record. NCBI's taxonomy places the organism in Eukaryota, Fungi, Ascomycota, Dothideomycetes, Pleosporales, Pleosporaceae. The coding region runs from base 91 to 1431 and encodes 446 amino acids. Gene Ontology annotation, molecular function: protein binding. The transcript is spliced from 2 exons.
CUUUGAUACCACAAGAAGUAUCCUGCACGAGACAAAAUCCAAUCAGAUUAUCCCAACUCACAAUCAACAACCCUAAGAGGGCAUCUCAACAUGCCGCUAUUGAAUCUACCCAUAGAGAUUUUUGAGGAAGUCAUAGCGACGCUGGCAAACACAGUCGGCCGGGAAACUGUCGUACGUUAUCGACUCGUCUGCAAAACAUUCGCAAACACAAUCAAGGAUCAUACCGUUACAGUCGCUGCUGCCGGGAACCUUGCCAAAUUCCUGGAAAACCCCUUCUCCGCCCGUCUUUUCGACACGUAUCGGGUUGAGAUCCUUUACAAGGCUGCUAUGCGACGCCAAACAGCACCAAACCAAGUCACACACUUCAUACGGGCCAUGGUCAAAGCGUCCAAACCAGAUUCCACACUUUACCCAGCGCGGAUCAUGCUCGUAUGCACUAGCAUGAGGGCCCUGGAAUCAAAAGCCCUGUACGGUUACAUCAAGGGUACUGAGAAGGCCAACAAAGGAGGACGUCGAUAUAACCUCGCAGACAUGCUACCCGUUAUCGCUGCUGCAACGGGAAAUUUGAAGCUCUUCGAAGCGCCCCAUCUCACACCAGCUCUGCUCCUCGAACAGAGUCAUGAUCUUUUACCAAGUGCGCUCAAAGCCGCCAUCGUGGCGGAUCAGGAUGCCAUGCUUCGAAAGAUCCUUAAGUAUGUCGUUGACAACGUCAAGGGCAAACCCGACGCUAAGACGUGGAAGGAUAUGCGAAGUGCUGCUCGGCAGAUUGGCGAAGCUUUGUGCAUGGCUGUGCGUUUGCAUAAGAAUGUCGCAGCAAACACGCUGUUCGACUUCCGCGAUGCGAACGAGCCCUUCGCUAGAUCUAUGUCUUGGUUCUUUGGCGACCGGCUCCUCGACUGUGCUAUUGACAGCACUAACACUGCCGUAUUGUACCGCGUCUUGGGAGUCGACAACCCUGGAGUUGUAGCGCAUGUCAAGGGAGGAACUAAGACUCACUACCGUAUCGAUUCUGUGUCUAUGGAAAUGCUGUACAAAAGAGGUGGGAUUAAAAUCUGGAACAUGUUGCUGAAAGAUGGCGUCGUCGGACCAAACGAACUUUGCUUGGACAAAACCCCACUCCAACACGCUCUAAAGAGAAGGCGAUACGACAUUGCACGCAUUCUUAUCAAGAGUGGUGCAGUUGUCGACACUAUCACACCCGAUGGAAGCAAUGUCUUAUGGCAGGCGGCAAAAGAUGGCUUCGCGAAGGACGUCGAGUUCCUGCUUGAUCACGGCGCAGACCCCAAUUCUGUUGGAAAGGACGGCGAAUCUGCACUAGCGGCUGCGGGAUCAGGACGAUAUGGUAAGUGUCGUUUCUGGCUUAGGCAAGCCAUAGAUCAGAGGAAGGAGGCAUUGAAGCGUUCUGGCACAUUGGAGUCUCACGAAAACUAGGCUGGCUUUCGGUAUUGACUUCGUUGAUGUAGAUAACUCUCGGGUUGUCAAAGCAGUGAUGCUGGGCAUGACGUCAAUCUGGCAUUGAACGUGUCAGGGUCAAAAUUCAUUGUGAGAAAGACAAUGCGAAACGGAUACGAACACAUUCCAGUCUAGCGUAUUUGAGGUUCUAGUCGUCGGCUCCGUUGAUGUCCUUUGCGGAUGCCACAGCGAGUUUGGAUUUCUGAAUUUCAUCAACGACAGAAACAUUUAGAUAAAAGCAAUGGUAGCCUUCGAAUGCUC